Molecule: messenger RNA, 1292 nt
Organism: Rattus rattus (black rat)
Lineage: Eukaryota; Metazoa; Chordata; Mammalia; Rodentia; Muridae
Gene: Commd1
Product: copper metabolism domain containing 1
Exons: 3
Coding region: 734-1105 (123 amino acids)
Biological process (GO): negative regulation of sodium ion transmembrane transport; positive regulation of protein ubiquitination; regulation of proteasomal ubiquitin-dependent protein catabolic process
Cellular component (GO): endosome
Source: RefSeq, a predicted model, not a curated record
GCGCAGACCUGUCUUACUGCAGGCAACCGCUUCUUGCUAGGGUGCUGGCAGCCCACCUUGCCUGGCUCCUUUAUAUGGGGGCUGGGGAUAGAAAUUAAGCUCUCAUAUUUGUUUGGCAAGGACUUUACCAACUAGACCGUCCUUCUGGCUCCAGUUCCUCACUCUUGUGGAAAGUCAGGAUUUUUUUUUUUUAAUAUUGAAUGUGUUUUGUUCUUUGCAAAACGUCCUUUUCAUUUGUUGUGUAAUGUAGUUUUGUGGGGGUAUUCAGCAGAGAAGACUGAUCAGACAAGGGUUUAAGCCAAGAGAAAAUCUUUUCUUUUUGUUUGUUUGUUUUCUGAGACAAGGGUUUUACUGUGUAGCCAUGGCUGUCCUGGAACUUGCUCCGUAGAAGAGGCUGGCCUUGCAUCAUGCUAUGUUUGGGUACGACUCCCACAGACUUAUAUGUUUGAACAAGUCUAUGGGGGCCAGGGAGUGGAAUGUGAUGGUUUGUAUAUCCUUGGCCCAGGGAGUGGCACAUUAGAAGGUGUGGCCCUGUUGGAGUGGGUGUGGCACUGUGGACAUAGGCUUUAAAGCCCUCACCCUAGCUGCCUGGAAGUCAGUAUUCUGCUAGCAGCCUUCAGAUGAAGAUGUAGAAGUCUCAGCUCCUCCUGUACCAUGCCUGCCUGGAUGCUGCCAUAUUCCUGCCUUGAUGAUACUGGACUGAACCUCUGAACCCUCUAUUGCAUCUGCAGACAUGGAUUUCAACCAGUUAGAGGCAUUCCUGACCGCUCAAACCAAGAAGCAAGGCGGCAUCACCAGUGAACAAGCUGCAGUCAUCUCCAAGUUUUGGAAGAGCCAUAAGACAAAAAUCCGAGAGAGCCUCAUGAGCCAGAGCCGCUGGGACAACGGGCUUCGGGGCCUGCGCUGGAGGGUGGACGGCAAGUCCCAGUCACGGCACUCAACUCAAAUACACAGCCCUGUCGCCAUAAUAGAGCUGGAAUUUGGGAGAAGUGGACGGGAAUCUGAGUUUCUGUGUCUGGAGUUUGAUGAAGCUAAGGUCAAGCAGAUCUUGAAGAAGCUGUCAGAGGUGGAAGAGAGUAUCAGCGGGCUGAUGCAGGCAGCCUAACUGAGGGAGGGAGGAGCGUUGAAGUGAAAGUGCUCACAGACUUUCUCCACUGACCUUUUUAAAGUUCUGCUUGCCGGUUGGUGUUACAAAAAAAAAAAACAUUGUAUACAUGUAUGAAAGUCCUCAAGAAUAAAUAAAAAUAUAUUUUAAAAAGUGGGUAAAAAAGAGGAAAACCCUCAAAUUCAAA